Molecule: messenger RNA, 1209 nt
Organism: Debaryomyces fabryi
Lineage: Eukaryota; Fungi; Ascomycota; Pichiomycetes; Serinales; Debaryomycetaceae
Product: palmitoyltransferase
Exons: 2
Coding region: 1-1209 (402 amino acids)
Cellular component (GO): endoplasmic reticulum membrane
Molecular function (GO): protein-cysteine S-palmitoyltransferase activity
Source: RefSeq, a predicted model, not a curated record
AUGGCCGUUCAAUUGAAGUGGCCAAUUCUUGGUGUAAUAAUACCAUGUGUGCUUAUAGCUACGAUAGCAUAUGGUUCCCAUUACUUCGUAUUCAGAACAAACUUGACAAGUACCGAACAAAUAGUAUAUGAAAUUUUUGUUUGCAAUCUAUGGUUGUCAUAUUAUUUGGCUAUUGUUGUUGAUCCAGGAUCCCCACCUAAGAACUUUACACCUAAGGCAGGAGAAUGGAGAAGAUGGUGUAAGAAAUGCCAAAAUUAUAAGCCAGAGAGGUCGCAUCAUUGUAAAACUUGCAACAAGUGUGUGUUGAAAAUGGACCACCAUUGCCCAUGGACGUACAAUUGCGUGGGACAUGGUAACCUUCCUCAUUUCUUACGGUUUUUAUUGUUUUUGAUAGUAGGAAUGAUAUAUGUUCUCUUCCAAUUGGGUAAAAGAGUACUCCAUUAUUAUGAUAACAGUGAUUUGCCUUCCUAUUUGAUCGAUAAGAAAGAAAUGUUUGCGGUUAUAUUUUUACUUCCAGUGACAUUUUUCUUAUUUGUUACAAUCGUGGUCUUGUUCGUUCGUUGUAUGAUCAACUUGUUAUUUAGAGGUAUGACACAAAUAGAAGUAUGGGAAAUGGAGAGAGUCGACUCCCAAUUCCAUACUGAAAGAUUGUGGUUGCAAAUACGGAAAAACUACUUCAAGUUACACGGAAAGGAGAUGCCGCAUUUGGUAUCAUGGAACAGGACAACCAGAUACUACGAGGUAGACGAGAGCUCUAGUAACAUUGAUUCAAAUGAAAACAGCAUAGUCCCUAAAGAUUUCACGUCCGAUGAUAUUGUUUUCCCCUAUGAUUUAGGCGUACUUUCAAAUAUGAUUAAUGCAUGUGGCUACCCAUGGAUGUGGCUACUCCCAUGGGGUGGUCCCAGAGAAAACGGCUACCAUUUCCAAAAAAACGAAUUCAUGUCCGAUGAUCAAUUGGGCUUGCCAUGGCCCCCAGAUGGGGGCCAUCAGGAACCAGCGGCCCCGGUAGAUAGUGAUAUUGAAAUAUCUGACACAGAACUUCAAGAUAUGCCUAGCUUAAGAAGACGUCUUGACCCCAGAAAUAACAUGACAAGGUCUGAAUGGAUGAACGACUUAGGCGAAACCCUAGAUGAUUUUGGUGUCGAUUUAGAAGCCGAAGACAUAGAGCAUGAUGAUCUAGUUUCAAAAAAUGGAGAUGUCAAUAAUUAG